GGACGGCAGCCGGGUGAGCCACCGCGCAUUAUGCAAAGCGGCAGCAGAUGUGAGCGGGGCCAGCUGGGCGCUCCUCGGCCUCUCCUCCCAACGGCCGACCCAGCUGCCUGAAUUGUCCCAGACACUCCCCUGGCCCUCUCCAGGGCGGAGAUGGCCUGAGAACCCCCAAGGCGCGGCGGCGCAGCGGUGGGGUUGAAACAUGGGGAACCAGGAUGGGAAGCUGAAGAGGAGCUCAGGUGAUGCCUCCCACGAAGGCGGCGGCGGCGGCGGCGGCGGAGCGGAGGAUGCCGCGGGGCCCAGGGAUGCUGAAACCACAAAGAAGGCGAGCGGGAGCAAAAAGGCGCUCGGCAAGCACGGUAAGGGGGGAGGGGGCAGCGGGGACACCGGCAAGAAGAAGAGCAAGUCGGAUUCUAGAGCCUCGGUGUUUUCCAACCUGCGGAUCAGAAAGAACCUGACCAAGGGGAAAGGUGCCGGUGACUCGCGGGAGGAUGUGCUGGACUCGCAGGCCUUGCCGACCGGGGAGCUGGACAGCGCUCACUCCAUAGUCACCAAGACCCCGGACCUCAGCCUCUCCGCUGAGGAGACGGGCCUAUCGGAUACCGAGUGUGCUGACCCUUUCGAGGUGAUCCAUCCAGGUGGUCCUAGGCCUGCUGAGGCUACUAGGGUAGGGGUCCAGGCGACAGCCGAGGAUUUGGAAACUGCGGCAGGAGCGCAAGAUGGACAAAGGACCAGUUCUGGUUCGGACACGGACAUCUAUAGCUUCCACUCGGCUACGGAGCAGGAGGAUUUGCUCUCAGACAUCCAGCAGGCAAUUCGCCUGCAGCAACAGCAGCAGCAGCAGCAGAAGCUGCUGCUCCAGGAUUCCGAGGAGCCUGCAGCGCCCCCCACUGCCAUCUCUCCUCAGCCUGGUGCCUUUCUGGGCCUGGACCAGUUCUUACUGGGACCUAGUAGCGAGGCUGGAAAGGACACUGAACAGGCACUACCGGUGAGAAGCGACUUGCCUGAGACCGCCAAGUCCCCAGUGCCUGAGAAUCCUCCGUCCUCCGGAGGACACUUGGCCUCUGAGACACCCGGAUAUGCGACCGCCCCCUCCGCAGUCACAGACUCGCUCUCAUCACCAGCCUUCACGUUUCCUGAGGCUGGGCCGGGGGAGGGCGCAGCCGGAGCCCCAGUAGCUGGACCCGGGGACACAGAUGAGGAGUGCGAGGAAGAUGCUUUUGAGGAUGCUCCCCGAGGCUCUCCAGGGGAGGAAUGGGUCCCAGAGGUGGGAGAAGCCUCUCGGAAGCUGGAGGAAGAGCCAGAGGUGGGGAUUCAAGGGCCCAGUGUCUCUGCUGUUGCUUCUUUGCCCGGCAGCCCAGCGCCCAGCCCACGCUGCUUCAAACCUUACCCACUCAUCACCCCCUGCUACAUCAAGACCACCACCCGGCAGCUCAGCUCGCCCAAUCACUCCCCGUCUCAGUCCCCCAACCAGAGUCCUAGGAUCAAGAAGCGACCCGAGCCUUCCGUGAGCCGGAGCCCCAGAACUGCCUUGGCCUCUGCGGCGGCCCCAGCAAAAAGACACCGGUUAGAGGGCAGUCUGGCCGGCGGCCUCAGCCGCUCAGCCGACUGGACCGAGGAGCUUGGAGUCCAUUCGCCCGGGGCGGGAGGCUCCGUGCACCUGCUGGGCCGCGGGGCUACUGCGGAUGACAGUGGUGGCGGGUCCCCUGUGCUGGCCUCCAAGGCACCUGGGGCUCCAGCAACAGCUGAUGGCUUUCAGAACGUGUUCACAGGGCGAACUCUGUUGGAGAAGCUGUUCAGCCAGCAGGAGAACGGGCCUCCAGAAGAAGCAGAAAAAUUUUGCUCAAGGAUCAUUGCCAUGGGCCUUCUACUUCCUUUUAGUGACUGCUUCAGGGAACCGUGUAAUCAGAACGCUGGGUCAAGUUCAGCUCCAUUUGAUCAAGAUCAGCUUUACACCUGGGCUGCUGUUAGUCAACCCACGCAUUCGAUGGAUUACAGCGAAGGGCAGUUUCCCAGAAGAGAACCAUCCACGUGGCCACCAUCCAGGCUUCCUGACGAAGAGCCCAGUCCCAAGGAUGUUGACACAGAACCUCAAUCCUCUAUUUUGGAAAGCCCGAAAAUAUGUUCAAACGGUGUCCAGCAGGAAGUUUUCGACAUGAAGUCUGAAGGACAGGCAACUGUAAUUCAGCAACUGGAACAGACCAUUGAGGAUCUGAGGACGAAAAUAGCUGAGCUAGAAAAGCAAUAUCCAGCCCUGGACUUGGAGGGGCCCAGAGGCCUUCCAGGACUUGAGAAUGGAUUGGCAGCCUCAGAAGAAGUUGGUCUGGAUGCUCUCAGAUUGCGUGGGAAAGUUGCACAGCCUCCAAGGACUCUUGAGGCAAAAUCAAUACAAACUUCCCCAACAGAAGAGGGUAGGGUCCUGACACUGCCACCUCUAAAGGUACCACGGGAGGGUCCCCCAGGCCCUCCUGCAGCUGAAAGCGGAGAGCCAGCUGCUGUAACCUCACUCUCCGGACCUCAGACAAAAUUCUGUUCAGAGAUUUCUCUGAUUGUGUCUCCCAGGAGAAUAUCAGUCCAGCUUGAUGCCCAACCAGCCGUGCAGAGCACAUCACAACUACCACCGCCUCCCUCUCUCCUGGGGUCUGACGGCCAGGGCCAGCCCUCCCAGCCGUCUCUGCAGACUGAGUUGGAAACCAGCCAUGAACAUUCUGUUUACUCCUCCUUGGAGAACAGCUGUCGUAUCCCACCUGCACCACCUCUGCCUUGUACAGAGUCCUCCAGCCUCCUGCCUGGCCUGGCCAUGGCCCUUCACCCACCGCCCUGCCUCUCCGACACAACAGUGCCUGCUCUUCCCAGUACAACAGCCCCACAACCUGCCAGCCUACAGGGAACAGAAAUGCUGCCAGCCCCCCCCCCACCUCCUCCUCUCCCGGGACUAGGAAUACCUCCUCCCCCUCCUCUCCCUGGAGUGGGGAUACCCCCUCCCCCUCCCCUUCCUGACAUGGGAAUACCUCCUCCCCCUCCUCUCCCUGGAGGGAUACCCCUUUCCCCUCCCCUUCCUGGAGUGGGGAUACCCCCUCCCCCUCCCCUUCCUGGAGUGGGUAUACCUCCUCCCCCUCCCCUUUCUGGAAUGGGUAUACCUCCUCCCCCUCCCCUUCCUGGAAUGGGCAUACCCCCUCCCCCUCCCCUUCCUGGAAUGGGCAUACCCCCUCCCCCUCCCCUUCCUGGAGUGGGAAUACCUCCUCCCCCUCCUUUACCUGGAGUGGGGAUACCCCCUCCCCCUCCCCUUCCUGGAGUGGGCAUACCCCCUCCCCCUCCACUCCCCGGAGUGGGGAUACCCCCUCCUCCCCCUCUACCUGGAGUUGCUAUUCCUCCACCUCCUCCUCUACCAGGUAUGGGGGUCCCACCUCCAGCCCCACCUCCCCCGGGGGCAGGCCUCCCUCCACCCCCACUGUUGCCUGGCUCAGGUCCUUCAGUCUCCUCACAAGUCGGGAGUAGCACUUUACCAGCAGCACCUCAAGUGUGUGGAUUCCUUUUUCCUCCAUUGCCAACUGGCUUGUUUGGAUUAGGGAUGAAUCAGGACAGAGGGGCUAGGAAGCAGCCAAUCGAGCCUUGCCGGCCAAUGAAGCCUCUUUAUUGGACAAGAAUUCAACUCCAUAGCAAAAGAGACUCCAGCCCUUCUCUUAUUUGGGAAAAGAUUGAAGAACCAUCCAUAGAUUGUCAUGAAUUUGAGGAAUUAUUUUCUAAAACUGCUGUAAAGGAAAGAAAGAAACCAAUUUCUGACACAAUUUCAAAGACAAAGGCGAAACAAGUUGUCAAGUUGCUUAGCAACAAAAGAUCACAAGCAGUAGGAAUUCUAAUGUCUAGUCUUCACUUAGAUAUGAAAGACAUACAACAUGCUGUUGUGAACUUGGACAACUCUGUGGUUGACCUGGAGACCCUUCAAGCCCUCUAUGAGAACAGAGCACAGUCAGAUGAACUGGAAAAAAUUGAAAAGCACAGUCGAUCCUCCAAAGACAAGGAAAAUGCCAAAUCUCUUGACAAACCUGAACAGUUCCUGUAUGAGCUGUCACUAAUCCCCAACUUCUCAGAGCGAGUCUUCUGCAUCCUGUUUCAGUCAACGUUUUCAGAGAGCAUUUGCUCAAUCCGGCGCAAACUGGAAUUGCUACAGAAAUUGUGUGAGACAUUAAAAAAUGGACCGGGGGUCAUACAGGUCCUGGGUUUGGUUCUAGCCUUUGGUAACUACAUGAAUGCUGGAAACAAGACUAGAGGACAGGCAGAUGGUUUUGGGCUCGACAUUCUGCCCAAGCUGAAGGAUGUCAAAAGCAGCGACAACAGCAGAAGCCUUUUGUCAUACAUUGUUUCAUAUUAUCUUCGAAAUUUUGAUGAGGAUGCUGGCAAGGAGCAGUGUGUCUUCCCUCUGGCAGAACCCCAGGAGCUGUUUCAGGCCUCACAGAUGAAGUUUGAAGACUUCCAGAAAGAUCUCAGAAAACUAAAGAAAGACCUGAAAGCCUGUGAGGUGGAAGCAGGUAAAGUGUACCAGGUCUCCUCUGAAGAGCACAUGCAACCUUUCAAGGAAAACAUGGAGCAGUUCAUUAGCCAAGCUAAAAUUGACCAAGAGUCACAAGAGACUGCCCUGACAGAGACUCAUAAAUGCUUUUUGGAGACCACAGCCUACUACUUCAUGAAACCAAAAAUUGGAGAGAAGGAGGUGUCCCCAAAUGUUUUCUUCAGUGUCUGGCAUGAAUUCAGCUCUGACUUUAAAGACUCUUGGAAAAAAGAGAACAAACUGAUUCUGCAAGAGAGAGUUAAAGAAGCUGAGGAAGUGUGUAGGCAGAAGAAAGGAAAAUCACUCUAUAAAGUAAAACCGAGACACGACUCUGGGAUUAAAGCAAAGAUAAGCAUGAAAACCUGAUCUGUGAGGAGCAGAACAAAACAAGUCACUGAAACAGCCCCCACAGCACCCACAUGACCUGAAGGAGGGAAGGAAACGACAUCAUUCUGAUAAUUUUUCCUCUGAACCUCUUGCAUUAUCUUCAUGUUUUCUAGACAGUUUGUUGAUUGUUGAAUUUUACUGUAUGCGCAUUUAAAAUUGCAAAAGUGGUAGACCUGUGGAGGAUUGGACAUCUUCUCAUUUUGUACAUGUUAUGGUGUUAUACCAACAGGCCCAAGUGGCACAUCUAAGAGGCACUACCUGCAUUAAUUCUGAACAUGCUGAAUCUUAACCUAUGGUUUCCUUUUGUGUGAUUCUCUCUCUUGUCACAACAAAAACAUCUUCCUUUCUACUGACAAACAGAACUCCACUCCAAUGUGAUGAGAUUUGUAGGUAAAUGUUAUUCCCAGUGAAUUCUAUGUAUCUACUUCACCUCUACUUACACAGAUUCUGUUUUGAAAAGUAUGCAUCAUGUGUAUGUCGUGACCAGUGCUUUCUUCACUCUUAAAUUCCUCUCUAUAAUAUGUUCCUUUAGACCCUAUGAAAAGCUCAUCCUCAGCAGAAGUAAAUAAAAUCGUAAGAUGUCCCUCUGUGUCUUACACUAUGAUACUUCUCUCUCUCUCUUUCUCUCUCUUUCUCUCUCUCUGUUUCACAUACAUACUCAAACACUAUCUCACACACAUGUACUCACACUCUCUCUCUCACACACACACACAAGCUUCACUUAAUAUUUUCAAGAAAUUUGAAUAAGUGAAGUUCAUGAAAUUGUCAAAUUUAUUUUUUGAUGACCACUUAUUAUAAAAAAAAAAUAGAUGAAUCAGAUCUAUCUAGACCUUGUAAAGUAAAAUACCUGCCUGCGUAUUUUGGCAUGACUGAGUUGUGAUCAUGUGUUACGGCAGGUGAUAUACAGCUAUGACAUGAGGUUGUGUUUACCCCUCAUCUACAGGGCUCUAAAGAAGGAUUUUACUCACUCAAUCAGAAAAAAAAGGAAGUUUCCCAUUCUUUCUGAAGAUACUUUAAAGUCAGCUCAUAAUGCAUUAAGGGGGUUUUGUAUAACAUUAAUAGUAGUUCUUUUAAAUUGCUGCUAACAAUAUUGGUUGAGAGCUAUGGUUGUAGAAAAAAGGAAAAUGUGUUGCUAUUGCAAACCAGUUACAGACAGCAACUUAAAAAGAAAAAAAUAAUGUUCUAAAUCAUAGCUAUACUUGUAUUUAUGUAAAGUAUGACCUCUUGCCUUUUACUUUGUAUUUUAAGUGCAAAAGAGCAGUAGUGUUUUUUCUUCUGUUGUUGAUUUGUAGUUUUUCUGUCCCUCAGUCCUUCUGAUGUGUAUAUUACCACUCUUCAUUGAAGUAAUAGGGCAUUUAACAAAGAACGCUAUGUGCAAUACUGUAUUUAGUGUUUCUAUUUCAAUUUUUUAGGAUGUUAAUUUAUAUGAAAAUAAAAUGAAUAA
Psammomys obesus (fat sand rat) is the source of this 6377-nucleotide messenger RNA. It is a transcript of the gene Fmn2, whose product is annotated as formin 2. Gene Ontology annotation, molecular function: microtubule binding. Gene Ontology annotation, cellular component: nucleus; actin filament; cytoplasm. The coding region runs from base 200 to 4912 and encodes 1570 amino acids. Gene Ontology annotation, biological process: intracellular transport; actin nucleation. NCBI's taxonomy places the organism in Eukaryota, Metazoa, Chordata, Mammalia, Rodentia, Muridae. The record is from RefSeq and is a predicted model, not a curated record. The transcript is spliced from 18 exons.